Messenger RNA from Entrophospora sp. SA101, 294 nucleotides. The record is from the annotation of a GenBank genome assembly. NCBI's taxonomy places the organism in Eukaryota, Fungi, Glomeromycota, Glomeromycetes, Entrophosporales, Entrophosporaceae.
AUGAAAAAAGAUUUAACUACUGGAAAUUAUGUUCAAGUAGAAGAGUUGUCAUCUUCAGUUGUACUUCCAAGUUCCAUAACUUCAAUUUGUAUUUUCUCUUCUUCUACGAGGCGUGACCCACCAUCAUCUUGCAGUGCUGGACCUAUUGGUGACGAUCUUUUCCACUGGCAAGCUACAAUUAUGGGACCCGUAAAUGAUCCACUUGUGCCUGAGAUCGCACAUGUUUAUAAGACCGAUAGACCUCGUUAUGAGGCAACUGCUAGGGAAUGGACACGUAAAUAUGCUAGUAAGUGA